AUGAUGUAUUUUAUGGAGUCAGGAAUUUGGUCCGACAUCCAUUGGCGCAAGCUCGUGCAGGAAAUAACGGAUACUUUCAUUGGAUGCUUAGCAAAACUUAUGUUAGCUGCAUUUGGAGAUCUUGUUAUAUACAAGAAAUACGCUAUUUUACUUGGAGAGUUUAAGCCAGCAGUUGCUCCACAUAAGAGUAUGGAAGACGAUCUGGCCAAGCUUGCCUUCAUGGGUAAGAAAGCGAUCGACGGGCUUUAUGCAGAUGGAUAUGUACUCCCAGUAAUGCUCAUCCAUGGUCGUGGAAUGGAGGUGGAUGUGUACCAACUCAGCCUCGACGCAGAGGCUUUCUACUGCCUGAGAUUACAUGGUACAUUCCGCUUAAUCUCCAAACCCACUGAGUUCGGAUUGCUGCUAGGCAUUUCCCCAUUAAUAUCUGCCCAGGGUUUUGAGGCCAGCUCUGGAUCGCUUAAAUCGAGCUUACGUGUUGAAACAAAUCAGGCUUGGAGAAGGAGGACAUUUGAUUGCAAAGGAGUAAACAUUCCAGCUUAG
Messenger RNA from Lobosporangium transversale, 540 nucleotides. RefSeq lists its product as hypothetical. Lineage: Eukaryota; Fungi; Mortierellomycota; Mortierellomycetes; Mortierellales; Mortierellaceae. The record is from RefSeq and is a predicted model, not a curated record. The transcript is spliced from 3 exons. Bases 1 to 540 code for a protein of 179 amino acids.